Molecule: messenger RNA, 1736 nt
Organism: Gadus macrocephalus (Pacific cod)
Lineage: Eukaryota; Metazoa; Chordata; Actinopteri; Gadiformes; Gadidae
Gene: hpgd
Product: 15-hydroxyprostaglandin dehydrogenase
Exons: 7
Coding region: 153-938 (261 amino acids)
Cellular component (GO): cytoplasm
Molecular function (GO): oxidoreductase activity, acting on the CH-OH group of donors, NAD or NADP as acceptor
Source: RefSeq, a predicted model, not a curated record
UCACUCAUUCCUAAGGAGAGCAUCGACACAGCGGGAGUGAAACACAUUUCAAGAAAAACAUUUCUCCUUUCAUUCCAGAGUGAAACUAUAGAGUGAGGGUUUGCACUGGGUUUGACUUCUCCUCCAAGCAAGCAGAGGCCAGCGGCCGGGAGAUGUCCCUGAGCGGGAAGGUGGGACUGGUGACCGGGGGGGCCCAGGGCAUCGGCCGUGCCGUGGUGGAGUCCCUUCUGAACAGUUCAGUUAAGGUGGCUGUGGUGGACCUGAACCAGGAGGUAGGCCAUGAAUGCCAGGUGCAGCUGGACGCUAAAUACGGAGAGGGGAACUGCACGUUUAUCCAGUGUGACAUCACAGACGGGGAUAAACUCAAAGAUGCCUUCCAAAGAACCGUGGACCUGUAUGGCCGGCUGGACUAUGUGGUCAACAACGCUGGCAUCAACAAUGAGAACGACUGGGAAAAGACUAUACAAGUCAAUUUGACGUCAGUCGUUAAGGGAACCUAUCUCGCUCUGGACCACAUGAGCAAAGAACACGGCAAGAGUGGCGGGGUCGUUAUCAAUGUAUCAUCCAUGGCAGCAUUCCUGCAUUCUCCACAUCAGCCUGUCUACACGGCGACUAAAUACGGAGUCAUUGGUUUCACCAGAGCAAUAGCGGAUGCCUCGUUGCUGGGAGACUAUGGAGUCCGGAUCAACGUCCUCUGCCCUGCGUUUGUCAACACACCCUUGCUGCACUCGGUGGAGAACGAGGCCAACAUGGGGAAGUUUGUGAAGUUCAAGGAUGACUUCAAACAGAGCAUGAACAAGUUUGGAGUUCUGCAGCCUCCGCUGAUUGCAGAAGGGGUGAUGAGGCUGAUAACGGACAGCGGUCUGAACGGCGCUGUGAUGAAGAUAACGUGCUCCAAGGGAAUCCACUUUCACACAUAUGAACCUCCGUCCGCCUGAGCCCCACUGAGACACACUGCUCCUGUCACAGCCAGCCGCUACUGCAGCAGGUCUCGCAUCAGUGGAAUGGUUUCAAUAUCAAUACCCUGAUGUGAUCUGUAGCGCAAUGUUUCCAAAAGGAAAUAUAUUUACACACACACACAUGUCCAUAAAGACAACAUUAACACAAUAGAAGGCCCAUGUCUCUAAUAACCAUAUGGAAUAUUGAAUGAAUCAAAUCUUCUCAGACACAAAAUAGAGCAAAUACAUAAAUACAUUUACACUUGAGGCCAGGUAAAACCCAUAUCACACUUGUUAGCUUUUACUUUCCUCUUUAUUGCAGAUACAAUGCAUAAAGUAUGUUAUACAAGUAUAACAUUUUACCUUUGCUUAUGAUAUGCAGUUUUCAUGUUUUGAUAAUGCUUUACGGCAAUAUGUUUAUUAGGCUUACAUCCACAGUAAUUAUUUAUUAAAGACAAACAAGUGGAGGAAUAAUUUAACUGUUUUAAUAAAUUAAUUGUUGACUAACGCUAUUUUGUGUUGUUACAAUUUGUAUUGUAUGGUAUCUAAGAAAUUGUAUCGUAUUUAUCAAAGUCAAUAAUGUGUGUCUGCUCUAAGUUUUCUAAGUGCUCUAAUAUCUCUAAGAUAUUAGCUUUUAGGCCUUCUGGACUUAAGUGUAUGAUCUGAUCUCCUGGUCGAUAUCAUCUGAAGCUUCUGCAGAGCUGCCACACUCCACAAGCUCUCAAUUACCCUUUUAAAUUUUCCAUUUACCUUUACUGCCAACCACCACUUAUUGUUGAGUUUCAAAAGUCCAAUAAU